This is a messenger RNA of Fraxinus pennsylvanica, 1641 nucleotides long. Lineage: Eukaryota; Viridiplantae; Streptophyta; Magnoliopsida; Lamiales; Oleaceae. The record is from the annotation of a GenBank genome assembly.
AUGAUAGUGAUUUCUUUUCUGCUUGAUGUGCAGCGUGGAGUGUACUUUGAGAUUACUUACUCUAGUUUUAUUGUGGAUGCACAAGCAAGGAGGGAAGUGAUAUCUAAUUGCAAGCUACUAGUUGAUUGGACACGAGGAAAUAAUUUAAUUUUCUCUAGUUCUGCUCCUUCUGUUACUGAACUUCGAGGACCAUAUGAUGUUGCAAAUUUGUUCUCUCUACUUGGGCUCUCCAAGGAGCGUGCUAAAGCAGCCAUUUCCAAAAAUUGUAGAUCAAUCCUAGCUAAUGCUUUAAGGAAAAAACAUUUUUAUAAGGAGGCUAUUAAGGUUGAAAGAAUACCAUCAAGCGGACAAACUAAUUCAGAGCAAUCUCCAUUUGAUGACUGGCUUAAAUGGGAUCCUAUUUCUAGUGGUGAUGGCGACUUGAUACUAGAUGACAUGGAGAAGUCUUUCUCCGCCUCCAGCAAUGUAGCCAAAACUGUCAAAACCAUUGACUUCACAUCAAGCAUGAAUGGUCUGCCUGUGCAUGGUCUGCAAAUCAAAGACAUAAUCUCUCUGAAGAAGGUGGCACCAGAGCCACCAGAUCAUGGUAAAUAUUUGCCUGUGGCCAAGGAGACCAAGGCAGCUAUUGCAGAUUAUGAGAUGCCUGUAGAGAAGGGUGGCCUAAAUUCUUUGCCUGAACGACAAGACAGCCUUAAGGCUGUGGUUCAAAAGCAAGUCAAUCUUAAUCCUCUCUUUGAAGAAAGUCAACACUGUAAAGAUUCUAAAAUUCUAUUGGAUCCCCUUCCCAAAGAGCAAGGUGAACUUAUUCCUCUGCUCGAAGACAGUCAAAUUUCAUUAAAUGAUAUGAAGAACAAAUAUCAGGUUUUUGGCUGUGAAGAUUCCGAGAUGUCAGAUUUGCCAACAGAUGCUGGUACUUCAAAUUGUUUCACUGAUUUUGAGAAACUUGAUACUCUUUCCAUUGAGAAACUGAGGAAUUCAAGCAAGUUGGAUGAAAAUUCUGUUCACAAAGAUGUAGAAUUACCCGGUUCAGAAUUACAAAGUCGCAUACCUGUUUGUAGAACAAAUGUUAUAUCAGAUGGGACACCAGUUUUCAAUUCCACGAGUAAAAGUGAAAGUACUCCCUUCUCUGGCAAACCUGCUUCGUUGAAUGAUAUUUAUUUCUCUGCCAACAUUGAGGAGUCCAAUAUGGAAAAUAGCGUUGAUGUGGUUUCAAGUGCACAAGAAGGAAUUGAAGUGAAUACUGUUCAAAGCAAGAUAGAGGGAGAACGCAAAAAAGGACCUGUUUUAGCUUCAACUGGUAUAUCUUCACAAAAUGGCCAUAUGGAGAGAGAACAAUUGAAGGAAAUGAUGCAUUCUUCAGUUUCCUUAGGUGAUGAAAUGGCUAUUGAAGAAUCUAGUAAUCCAAUGGUAAAUGAGAAUUCUGUUGCAAAAUAUGAUCCAUUGGUGGAUAAUAUGAUGCACGAGAAAAAGCAGAUAAAUCUUGUCACAAGUCAUCGACUCCUGGAUAAUUCUCAAGCAGGGAGAGGGAGAGCAAAACGAAGGGCAACUUAUAAACCUUUCUCAUUUCCUUUUAAGGUUUUGUUGAAUCCCAAGCCCUUUAAGAGGAAGGCUCGGAAGUCAAAAUCACUAAUAACUAUGUGA